Messenger RNA from Ectocarpus siliculosus, 3698 nucleotides. Lineage: Eukaryota; Phaeophyceae; Ectocarpales; Ectocarpaceae. The record is from the annotation of a GenBank genome assembly.
AUGCUGCGCGAAAGUGGCCGCCAAAUCAGAUUUCGUGCGGAAGUGGCCAACAUCAUUAACUUAUCGAGGCUCCUAAAGUCCGGCUGCCGGAUGUUGCACUUCGCGGGUCAGGGCAACGACAAGUACCUGGCCUUCGAAUCAGGGCGUGAUUGGAACUGCGGGAUUAUGGAGCCUCUUGAGGUGGCGUCUCUGAGUAACCUGUUUCAGGCUGGCGGGGUGCGGACGGAGCUGGUGUUUAUCAGCUCGUGUUCUUCGGAGAUGAGCGGUAGAGCCUGCGUGGAGGCUGGCGUGCCGCACGUCGUCGCCGUCAAGCACAAAGCGAACGUGACAGGCGGGAACCACGAUGUCAGAAUAUUUGAAACGCUUCCGGAAGGGCAACUGGUAGACGAGACCCACCCCCCGACCCCCCGACCCCCCUGCAAGAAGGCAGUACCAUCCUAUAAGGGUCUGGCGGGGCUCCAGCAAGUGGUCAGAUUGUUGCUGGACGAGAGAGCGGCGUGCGUUACCAUCACCGGCGAGCCCGGGUCCGGUAAGACGGAGCGGGCCAUCCAGGCCUGCGACUACGUGAGGGAGAGGCACCGCUUCGAUUGCUUCCUGUGGGCGGACUGCGACAAGGCCGCCUUGAAUUCCUGCUCCGACAAGUCCGGCAACCCGUUCUUUGCCCUCCCAACCUGUCUGAAGGAUUCUGCCUGGGAAGACCCCUGCCGGCUGAUUGGGCUCGCCAUUGGCAUGCCCCAGCCUGGACCGACCUCUGAGCAGGAGUUGCAUCAAUUCAUCUUCAACAACCCCAACACCGAUUCGGGGCAGCCUUUCCAGAAGGUCCUACUGGUGCUGGACAAUGUCGACUCGCUGCUCGAGCGGGACGGAGACGCCCAGGACCGUCUCGUACAACUCCUGUGCAACCUCUGCUCCAUCGGCGAUGGGGGCCACCUGAAGCUGCUCGCGACGAGCGAGCACAAGCUGCUGAGCGGCCACGAGCGCUUCCGCGGCGGCACCGAGACGGUGGCCAGGGUCGAGCCCCUGGAGACCCGGCACGCCUCGGAAUUGCUGAUGGACAACCUUCCGCGGAACUUGGAGCUGACGGAGCUCGGUCUCGAGAGCGGCGGCCUCUCGCUCGCCGACGUCCUGACCGCGGUGCAAAAUCACCCGGUCCUCAAGGAGGUGUUGGAGAUUGCCGAGGGUCACCCGGGGACGCUGGUGCGGCUUGCUCCGGUACUCCUCGACGGGUCUCUGGACGACGCUUGCAGGUUGAAAGAGAUGACGACUAGGCGAGUCGUUGUUGCAGCGAGAGUCAUGGUCUGGAGGUUGUUUGAGUGGCUGUUGCUCUUGGGCGCGACAAAAGUCGCUUAUAACUGGGACCUCGCUACAAUCGGCAGCCUUUCCGAAGAAUGCCGCGCAGACUUCAGAGAUAAAUCAUACAGACGCAGAAGGUACGGCCGCCCGAACUCCAACCGUACUGCAGUCAGCAGCAAAGGAGAGCUUAGCGUGACCAUGACCCUGUCCAGUAGCACGGGUGCACCCAGAUCGCCGAUGAUACUCAGCCCAAUGGGGCCCGCCUUCGGCGAUACCCACGAUCAACGCAACCGUGGCGACACGAGAUUCUUGCAGCGCGACAGCAGCAGCGGCGGCGGCAGCGGAGGCGGUGGACGGGCGGGGAUGACGAGCCCCGUCCGGCCUGUGCCGAACGAAACGGUGAGAGAAGGCCCCGCGAGGGCCCACAGCAGCAGCCCGCCGGCGAGGUGCAGGAACCCCGAGUGGCACGGCCCGCCGCAGCCUCCUCCACACUCCCUCCUCCACCAGCAACUCCAGGAUCACCGUCGGGUGUUGGCGCAGGAGGCACCGGACGACGAACCCGAAUCCCCCCAGAUGGACAUGGAGGAGCAGCGCACCCGGGAUCUGGCCAGGGCGGCGGGAGUGGUCGACCGAGGUUGUCGCCUCGUCUGGGUCACCGCCACGUCAAGGAUGGCGGGUGGCUGCCGACAAGACGACGGCGGCGGUAGCGGCGGUGGGUGGUCCUCGAGGAGGGGAAAACUCGUGUCGUGGGAGUGCCUCCAGGAGAGCCUGAUGGAGCACCUCAGGGAAGGGACGAAGACGACAAGGAACUGGGACGACCCCAUCAUUUCCCCACACGGGCGCGUCGCGGACACGCCACAGCUCGAAUUCAUCCGCGGCAUUCUUCGUCGCGGACAAGAGGCGGUGGCCAGGGCGCGGUGGGGAGCGACGGGGGAUGAAUGUCCGGAAGUUGAUGGGGGCUGCCGCUACGACUUCAUCUCGGUGGAGGCGUUCGCGAAGUUCUCGCAGUGGUGGGCUCCGCUAAUAUCGACGCUGGGCAUAAUCAGGAACGACUGGGCAAGGACGCGUCCCGUCAGGGUGCAUGGCUUUAUGAGCAGGCUGGCGGCGAAGAGACUGCUGAUGCAAAGGGAGUGUGGGACGUUCUUACUGAGGUUCAGCGAGAGUAAAAUGGGCGCGCUGGUCAUCAGCUUCACACAACCUUCGGUGAGUCCGGGCCGGCGCUCCCUGAGCGUCAAGCACUCCCUCGUGGAGGUCAAAUGGGGGGGUCGUUGCUGUAUCCAGGCGGAGAAGGGGGGCAUGCGUUGCUACGCGUCGUUGCACGAUUUCGUGAGACGGAUCCCUGAACUCAAGAAGCUCUACCCGGAUAUUCCCAAGGAGGAGGCCUUCGGCGAGACACCAAGAUCGCCCCCGGCAACCGCUAGCGGGCCGGGUGCGGCACGGAGAGACGAACUGGUGGCGGAAACUGAAUCAUUGAUCAAGGGGAGAAUGUCUGCGUUGGAGGGCAAUCGAAGGCUGGCGUGCCCCCGCACGGCGAAAGGGGGAAUAAUUCAGAGAGAGCUGACCGCCGAUAUCCACGAAAAACCUGCAGCUGGUACUACUUCCCCUCGGGACCCCAGCGAGCACCCGACGCCUCACACGCCAGGAAAAAAUCCUCUUCAUUGGAGGAACGGUUCGAGUGGGUGUUGCCUUCAAAUUCACGGACACAAUUGAACGCAUAAACUUUUGUCUCGUUUUGGUCAAAGAGAGAACAUCAACAGCAAUCUACGGGGACGGGCGGAAAUUGUUGGCAGUUACCUAUGCAGCCUUACCAGGCAUCCAGUAGUUUGGCAGAAAGACUAUACAUUGUAGCCCAAUGAGUAAGCGGCGUGCGCCAGUUCUCGUCGACGGCCCGAGGGUUUGCCCCUCGGUCCAGCAGCAGCUGGCAGCACCGCGAAUCGUCGUUGGCAGCCGCGACGUGCAUUGCAGUUCACUUGCGCCCCGUCUUCCGCCUCCAGCGCCGCCUUAGUUGUUGAGCCACCUCGAGUUGUCCCUUUCUGACAGACACCAUGAUGAGCGGGGUCCAUUGAUCAGCGUCUGCGUUGUCUUUGAUGCCCCCGGCUUUCAGUAAGGCUCUCGCCUCGCCCAGGCUUCCAUCUCCUUUCGCUUCGUGUAUUAUGGCGAUCUUGUUGCUCGACAUGCUCGUCGGCACUGCUUCGUGUGUUGGAUUGUUUCGAGUGCUUCGCGCAACAAGGUUGGGCGUUGCGACACAGAAAGUUCCGAGGCGAAUGCUGAGAUAGUGCUGUCGUUGCCUAUUCUCUCGUCCGCGGUGCCUUUCUGUGGAUUAAGAGAGACUGUGAUAGUCUACAUGUAUGUACCGCAGUAGGGAACAAUUCCAAGUAAUGUUGUGUGACGUGUUUGCGCGUGCG